Cavia porcellus (domestic guinea pig) is the source of this 1662-nucleotide messenger RNA. Its product is annotated as cTAGE family member 2-like. The record is from RefSeq and is a predicted model, not a curated record. The transcript has a single exon. Gene Ontology annotation, biological process: endoplasmic reticulum to Golgi vesicle-mediated transport; protein secretion; vesicle cargo loading. Gene Ontology annotation, cellular component: endoplasmic reticulum membrane; endoplasmic reticulum exit site. Bases 1 to 1662 code for a protein of 553 amino acids. NCBI's taxonomy places the organism in Eukaryota, Metazoa, Chordata, Mammalia, Rodentia, Caviidae.
AUGGUGUUUCCCCGAGUUCCCCUCAAUUCACCCCCUAACCAGCUCAGCAGUGGGCCACUCCUGUUGCUAGGUUCUGGACCAAACACUGAACAUUCCAGGCCAGCACUGUGGCUCAGGCAAGUAGUUGCGCAUCCUUGUGUGAUGGAUUGGGAAAUCACAGUGGGUCUUUUGACCCUUGUCUUGAUUUCGUGGAGAACUUUUCUUUCCAUUCGAAGUCGGUUGGGAGUGUGGAGAGAAAAACGGCUUGCUCUGCAGCUCACAGAACGCAUUAAAGAAAAGUGCCAACUCUUGGAUGAACUCAGCGAUCUUCAGAAAGAACACAAAUCCUUCGAGUCAGCUCUCAAGAAGGUCCGCCUAGAGGAGGGGGCCAGGAGAGCGCAGCGUCGUCGGAAGGCAGCCCACAAGAAGGUGCUGGCAUUGAGGAACAGAGCCAAGAUUCAAGGGCAGAUACACCGCCUCCUCAAAAAGCUUACAGAAAAGGCAUCAGAAUGUUUUCGACAACAGCAAUCAGAGAUGGCAGAUGUAUCCAACAAGAUCCGGUCCCCAGCAGAAAAAUUAACAUCAAAGACAUCCAAAAUAGCUAACAGGAAGCUCGCCUUGUGGAGUAUGCACAAAAAGUGGCUCCAGAGAGAAAUGACAGAUGAUCUGACUGAAAAUGGCCAACUCCACGAAAGCCACUCACAGCUUUCCCAGGAAAAUCAACGUUGGAAGGAAAGAGAGGCUGAACUUACCUCACGGAAAAGGGCAUUGCAAGACUCCCAGGCUCGAGGAGAACAACUGCUUAGGGAGAAAGGCAAGCACUUCAAGGCUCUGAUUCAGCGCCUGAUCAUCAUCACGAAUGGCUGGGCUUCUGGGCUCCCAGAAGACACCACACAAACUGAGAACUCACAGCAGGAAGUCGAGAGUCACCUGGAAAAUGGUCCUGGCUCAGGUCAUCGGCCAAGAGUGCCUUUGGAGAAACUGGUCUAUGGUGCUGGAUUAAAUGCGUCCUUAAAGAACAUGGAAGAACAAAGAAACCAACUUCGCACUCAACUCGGGGAGGCAGAGAAAACUAAGAAAGAACUGCAAGAGUCUCUGUACCAUCUCCAGACUCAAAAAGCAUCUCUGGAGUCAGCCAAUGCACAGCUGGGACGGGAGAGCCAUAAGCUUCAGGAGAAGGUCGCAUUGAUGGAGGAGAUUCACCGCCAAACUCUGCUGCACUGCCACACCAAACAGAGACAGCAGUCUAAAGCCUGGGCAGAGCAAGGAAAGAAACUGACCAUACGGGAAGCAGAGGUGAGCCUUACUGCAAAAGAGCUGGAGACCUACAGGAAGAUGGCCCAGGAUACGCAGGAGGAGGGGGAGAAAACUAUUCAAUUCCACCAAAGGCAGGUGACCUGCAUGCAAAAGAAAGCCCGCGAGUACUGGGAUGCAGCUGCCACUGCUGGAAGACUGCUCAGGGACGUAAGGAGAGGAAAUGCUCACACCAAAGUGAUUCUGCGUGCCAUGGAGAUGAAGGCUCCUCUCUUAGGCCAAGAUCCUGCCACUCUGAGUGCGAUGAAGAGGUCAGCUGGCAGGCAGCAUUGCCUUCCUGGUCCUUUCCCUAGAGGUAGGCCAGCCCCAGCAAGGAGAUCUGCUCCCCCACCUCUUCCAACGCUGUGGGAGGAGCCACUGGCAUCCUAG